UUGGCAGCGGCCGGGGAGAGCGGGCGGCUGGGGGAACUGCGCGCUCCCGCCCCGGGAAGACACGGGGACCCGAGCUACCCAGCCCCCCCCCCCCUGCAAACCAGAAAGUGGCGGGGGGGGACCGAGCUAGCUUCCCCCGGCCCUAGGAAGGAAGAGGGGAGGCUUGGCCCUGUGUUGCCUGCCUGUCUCCUCCUCCCCUCUUGCCCUACGCAGUAGCCAGAGAAGAGCCUGCACGCAUAGACGGAGGUGAGCUUCCUAAUCCACCCCCCCCACACACACACACACACGCGUGUCCGCAAGGAGAGAGGGGGCACCCUACGUGGAAGUUUAUAGCAGUACAAGAUACGUCUCUUGUUUUGCUACCCAAAAGAAAGGGGGGGGGACUUCCUGUUUUGGAGCAGAGCACGUCCCUCUCCCCUCCAAGGGGUCAGGGCUCUUAUGGAAGAGUGGAGCUGAGCUACCUGUAUCAAAGGUUCCUACCCCCCCACCAAAGGAGAGAGUUGGGUGGGUCCCCUGUAUGUGGAAGUUUUGACUGUAGAAUCCACUCCGUGUACCUCCUUCCCUUUGGAACUAUCCCAGCAGGACGGUGGAGGCCAUGAAUAGCAGCAGCACUUCCCACUCUCUAACCCAAAGAGUCGUGCACAGAGGAGAUCAAUAGAGGAGGUGGGUUGCGAGCACACCAUGGCGGGGAGUGGCUACAAAGACCUGCGAGAGAAGCUGAAGUCCAUGAUGCCUUAUCGGGACAACUACAAAGGCAACAGCCUACGGGAUCCUACAGAGUCCCCCUAUGGGGCAGUUGGGGGGGGUGCUGCUGCUGCGGAGAGAAAACGCAAGUACCAUGAGGACUCUGACUCUGAGCCCAGUGACUACGAGGAGGAGCAGCAGCAGAAGGAGGAGGAGGAGGCCCGGAAAGUCAAAAGUGGCAUCCGGCAGCUUCGUCUCUUCAGCCCAGACGAGUGUGCCAAGAUCGAAGCCCGGAUUGAGGAUGUCGUAUCUAGAGCUGAGAAAGGCCUCUAUAAAGAGCAUACGGUGGACAGGGCCCCUCUUCGGAACAAGUAUUUCUUUGGGGAGGGCUACACAUAUGGGUCCCAGCUGCAGAGGCGAGGCCCUGGUCAGGAAAGGCUGUACCCUCAGGGGGAGGUGGAUGCCAUCCCGGAGUGGGUGCAUGACCUGGUGAUCCGGAAGCUCGUGGAGCACAGGGUGAUCCCUGAGGGCUUUGUGAACAGUGCGGUGAUCAACGACUACCAGCCUGGUGGCUGCAUUGUCUCCCAUGUGGACCCUAUCCACAUCUUUGAGAGACCCAUCGUCUCCGUGUCUUUCUUCAGCGACUCUGCCCUCUGCUUUGGCUGUAAGUUCCAGUUCAAGCCCAUCAGAGUCUCCGAACCUGUCUUGUUCCUGCCAGUGAGGAGAGGGAGUGUCACUGUGCUAAGUGGAUAUGCAGCUGAUGAAAUUACGCACUGCAUUCGACCGCAGGACAUCAAGGAGAGGAGAGCUGUCAUCAUCCUUAGAAAAACAAGACUAGAUGCUCCUCGAUUGGAAACAAAAUCUCUGAGCAGCUCUGUGCUGCCACCAGGUUACACCUCUGACCGUCUAUCAGGAAGCAACAGGGAUCAGAUCCUGAAACCAAAGCGGUCCCAUCGCAAAGCAGACCCUGAUGCUGCUCACAGGCCACGGAUUUUAGAAAUGGAUAAGGAGGAGAACAGGCGCUCGGUCCUCUUACCAAAACAUAGGAGACGGAGCAACUUCAGCUCUGAGAACUAUUGGCGAAGGUCUUACGAGUAUACAGAGGACUAUGACGAGGAGGAGGAGGAUGGAAGUCCAGCCCGCAAAGUUAAAAUGAGGCGACAUUGAGGCAUGAGCUUUCCGGAGUCUCAAAGCUGAAGAGAUUGGCCUCCAGUCUAUGAAAACUUCUCCCCCCCCCCCCCCCGGCUAUUUCUCAUCUAGCUUCAGUUUUGUUGUUUUCCUUUCAGGCUGAAGAGUAAUUGGGAAGGAUCUGGCUAUUUGUUUUUAUGAAUGGAGUAAUACUGAGGCAUAAAUAUUGAUGGAAUAUGUAAGGUGUCACCUGCAGUUUCCAAAGGGGUGUGUCAGAUGGGCAUCCCCUCCCUCAUGAAGUGGAUAUUGUUAACACUGUGGCAGGCUGCCUGGUCUGUAGUUUUGAAAACACCAAAAAGUUAACUGUUUUUGUUACUGAAGAUUUAAGAAAUUAAUUUUUCCUUUGCUUUAAGUUUAACUAAGUUUCUUUUUAAAAUGUUCUAAAUAUCUUGUUCGACCCCAAGAGUUGAAACUCUUUUUGUAGCGGCCUCAUACUCCAUGCUACACCAAAGGGCUCCUGAAUUCCUACAACUGCUAUUACAUAGUUUGGGUUUUUUGUUUUUAAAGGUGUCCUGCAGCAACUGGAAGUUCGAAGCUUUGCAGACACCUCUUACUGCAAUCGAUUACAAAGUCUUUAGGAUAUUUGUUGCACUUUAGUAACAGUUUUUAAUGCCCUAUGCUUCCCUCCACUUCCCCCCUCAGCUAGUUUGGGCUUGCAAGCAUCUCGUUUUCUGCACUGCUGACUAGAGGGUGUAGUCUGUCUGCGAAGGCCAUACAUAAGCUCUUGCUCACAUCAGUGGUGGUUCUGAGGGGCUCCUCAAGGAGAGAAUAGGCUUGUUUGAAGGAGGGAGGAAUAUUGGACUUGAAGUUGCUCCAUCCACUUGACCCUUCUCGCUAACAGCAUCAUUACAAUUUUUCAGAAGUAUAUUGUGUUUGGAUUUUUAAUCUCUGGAUAAGUGUCUUAGUUGGCUUUAUUGAGGCCUGUCAAACUACGGGACUGAGAUUUGUAUGGGCCCCCUAGGCCUUUGAGUAUGAAAAUGAUUUGUGUGUGUGUGUUUGGAUACAUGCUUUUUCCCUCUCAAAGCUAGAGAAUAGCCAGAACAAUGUGUAGUGCUAGCAGAUUGCACUUGAGGAAAUGUGACUUGGCAACACCCUGGGAAGGGGUGUCUUUAUGCUGGCUGGCAUCUUGGUGGAAGUGGAUCUCUCCUUUCUUGGUUCAGGAGGAAAAGGAUCCCCAGACUGCAUUAUCUCUGGAGUACCCUAUUUGAGGAUGCUUCAGAGCAUUGCAGCAGCUUGAAGAAACUCUCACACUUCUCCGCCACAAAGAUGUGCUGAUGCAUAGAAGAAGUGUGUGAUAUUGUCACCCCAGUAGAACUAGCAGAUUUAUUCUUCCCUCAGUACCUUGGGGGGUGUCUGGGGGUUGGCCUUUUGAGGCAGGAACCUUCUGCUUAGGUGUCAGAUGCCUCCCAUUUAACUUGCAUAGCACUGUCUGUUCCUAGCCUCAACAAAUAUCACAACUGCUCUGUGUCCCUCUUCUAUUUACUGAGAGACCAUAGGAAUUCUGGUGCCGUGAGCCUCUUGGCCAGCUACUUAAAGUGCUGCGAAUAAGACUUCUGGAGCUCCAGGAGUUAAUAGGAGACUUUAGAUAUUCUAAUAUGUUUUUCUGAUCAUCUUUCCACAUUCAAUCUGCAUUAUCCUGGCUUGAAGCCUCAAUGAGUUGUCAAAGUUUGGGGUCUAAUAACUUAUUUAGUACCCUAAUUUUAAUAAAUAGUAAAACUCUCCUCCAUUUGAUUCCUUGAGUCCAAAUGUCAGCAAUUGCAAAAAGAUUGGUCUUUAUUUUUAAAAGUUUUUUUUCUUUUUUACAGCUUUGCCUUCCCUAAACUUUUUUUGAUAGUUUUCCUUGGUAUCGUGUCUUGAACACUAGCUAUGGUUUAUGUACUUUACAAUAAAAAGAUCUAAUAUA
Mauremys reevesii (Reeves's turtle) is the source of this 3775-nucleotide messenger RNA. RefSeq names its product alkB homolog 5, RNA demethylase (gene ALKBH5). NCBI's taxonomy places the organism in Eukaryota, Metazoa, Chordata, Testudines, Geoemydidae. Gene Ontology annotation, cellular component: nucleus. Gene Ontology annotation, biological process: mRNA processing; mRNA export from nucleus. The record is from RefSeq and is a predicted model, not a curated record. The coding region runs from base 682 to 1851 and encodes 389 amino acids. Gene Ontology annotation, molecular function: oxidative RNA demethylase activity. The transcript has 4 exons.